ACUUGAGAUCAUAAAUCAAGUUGCAAGAAUUCCAAGAAUGAGUAGUAAAAAUUCAUUUGGUGCAAGAUUGGUUGUCCCAAUAGAUUUGAAGAAGAAGCCAUGGGAACAAACCCAUCCCCUCCACAACCGGUGGCACCCGGAGAUCCCGCCGGUGGCGGAGGUCCGCUCCGGCGAGCUUUUCCGGGUUGAGAUGGUGGACUUCAGCGGCGGCACCAUCACCAGCAAAUACACAGCUGAGGAUGUCAAAAAUGCAAAUCCUUACAUUGCUCAUUACCUGAGUGGGCCUAUCAGAGUGGUGGACGGCGGCGGCAAUCCGGCGGAGCCCGGCGAUCUCCUGGCGGUGGAGAUUUGCGAUUUGGGGCCUCUGCAAGGAGACGAGUGGGGAUACACUGCAAUUUUCGACAGGGAAAAUGGAGGAGGAUUUCUCACUGAUCAUUUCCCUGCUGCUGCAAAAGCCAUUUGGUAUUUUGAAGGGAUAUAUGCUUACUCUCCCCAUAUUCCAGGGGUGAGGUUUCCCGGGCUGACACACCCUGGAUUAAUCGGCACGGCGCCAUCGAUGGAGUUGCUAAACAUAUGGAAUGAGCGAGAAAGAAAACUCGUAGAACAUGGCCCCGAGAAUUUCAAGUUAUGCGAGGUGUUGCAUAUGCGGCCGUUGGCGAGUCUUCCAUCUACCAACACAUGUGCUCUCGGCAAGAUUAAGGAAGGAACACCCGAGUGGGAAAGAAUAGGCCGGGAAGCGGCUAGGACGAUUCCCGGGAGAGAAAAUGGCGGGAAUUGUGACAUAAAAAAUCUUAGUCGAGGUUCAAAAGUAUACCUCCCGGUGUUUGUUGAAGGGGCAAAUUUGAGCGCCGGAGAUAUGCACUUUUCACAAGGCGAUGGCGAAGUUACUUUCUGUGGAGCCAUUGAGAUGAACGGUUUUCUAGAGCUUAAAUGUGAAAUCAUAAAGGAUGGUAUGAAAAAAUAUCUUACACCAAUGGGGCCAACGCCUUUGCACGUGAAUCCGAUAUUUGAAAUAGGGCCGGUGGAGCCGAGAUUCUCCGAAUGGUUGGUGUUUGAAGGCAUUAGCGUCGAUGAGAGCGGGCGACAACAUUAUCUAGAUGCAAGCGUCGCUUAUAAGCGCGCUGUCCUAAAUGCGAUAGACUACCUCUCCAAAUUUGGCUACUCCAAAGAACAGGCCUAUCUUUUACUCUCGUGCUGCCCCUGCGAAGGAAGGAUUUCGGGCAUAGUAGAUGCUCCGAAUGCCGUCGCUACACUUGCAAUUCCAACGGCUAUAUUUGAUCAGGACAUUCGUCCGAAGAUUCAUGAUGGUGUCCCGAUAGGGCCGAGGGUCGUGAAUAGGGACAUCCCUCGGUGCACCUACGACGGCGAGCUGCCUACAACUAAGAACCCUUGUACUAGUACCAGAUAAAAGUUUCCCUUAAUAGAACUUGUAUUGAAACUUAAAUUUGGAACUGAAACCGAAUAUGUAAUAGAGUAUGGGAGUGUAUUGUCAUUUUUUUGGGCCUCUUUUAUCAUAUUGGGUUGGGCUGGAUUUA
Molecule: messenger RNA, 1535 nt
Organism: Andrographis paniculata
Lineage: Eukaryota; Viridiplantae; Streptophyta; Magnoliopsida; Lamiales; Acanthaceae
Exons: 7
Coding region: 38-1408 (456 amino acids)
Molecular function (GO): hydrolase activity, acting on carbon-nitrogen (but not peptide) bonds, in linear amides
Source: RefSeq, a predicted model, not a curated record